AUGGGCGGGGCGAUGGGAGGAGGGGCCGGAAGUGGGUUGUCGUAACCCGGAAGGGGAAUCCUUCCCUGGCUGUUGUGUUGACAUUUUCAAGCUGCUGCUGUUUCUGCGGCCGAGGGAGCCUUCGGGGAAGGAUGGUGUGCGAAAAAUGUGAAAAGAAACUUGGUACUGUUAUCACUCCAGACACAUGGAAAGAUGGUGCAAGGAAUACCACAGAAAGUGGUGGAAGAAAGCUGAAUGAAAAUAAAGCUUUGACUUCAAAAAAAGCAAGAUUCGAUCCAUAUGGAAAGAAUAAGUUCUCCACUUGCAGGAUUUGUAAAAGUUCUGUGCAUCAACCAGGUUCUCAUUAUUGCCAGGGCUGUGCCUACAAAAAGGGCAUCUGCGCAAUGUGUGGAAAAAAGGUUUUGGAUACCAAAAACUACAAGCAAACGUCUGUGUAGAUGUGUUAAUGACAUUUCUGGCUUUCUAUGUGAUUUUUAUUUUUCGCUUUCAACUUUCAAGGCAUAACACAGUUGUUCAAGUUCCAAAAUAACACGUUAUAAGAUAAUAUUAAACCAAGGAAGUUGAUUGGUGUUCAUUUUUUGCUCUUAAGAAGUUCUAAACAACAAGUAACUGGUUUCUUGCCUUAGUUCUUUUCCUCACAAGCAACUUGUUGAACUAGAAUAAGUGACAAGUUUAAUGAAAAAUAUUUUCUGAUUUCUGUAGAUGGUUUUUCUUUAUCAUUAUUCAUAUAAUUCUUAUCCUCACUCUCUACUUUAUUUAUUGAUAUCACAAAAGUGAGGAGGAGAUUAUUGAUAUUUUGCUCUGAACUUUGCAUCAGACUUAUAACUCUUCUUUCAUUCCCUUGUUGUUGGCAUAGUUCUUAGAAUCAGCAGUCUCUUUAUUAAUUGUAGGUUCACAGGGCAUUGAAAUAUCCGAGACCAUUACAGCUGUAUAGUUCCUUAGUCAUUAGCCCAGACCCAAAUCACAAGUUGUGUUUAUGAUACUUUUACUUGUUCUUGAGGCCAAAGUGCCAGUACCUUUUGUAUGAGAAUGAGAACACAAGGGGUCACCCCAUGUGUGUCCAAAUGAAUACACUGAAUUUCAGAAGUACAUUUUAUCACAAUUACCUUGAAUUCAAACUGUCCUGAAAGUUUAAAGCCAAGAAACAGUGUAUAUCCAUGGGAAUGUGUAAUGAAUGAGUUACUUCUCUUUAGGAAAACUCUUUGAAGCAAAACCCAAACUUUUUUUUUUUACCUCCCCUCCCCACCCACCAAAAAUAAAUAGAACAAAAUCAA
This is a messenger RNA of Mustela lutreola (European mink), 1274 nucleotides long. RefSeq names its product CXXC repeat containing interactor of PDZ3 domain (gene CRIPT). Gene Ontology annotation, cellular component: dendrite. The transcript is spliced from 5 exons. NCBI's taxonomy places the organism in Eukaryota, Metazoa, Chordata, Mammalia, Carnivora, Mustelidae. Gene Ontology annotation, molecular function: microtubule binding; PDZ domain binding. Gene Ontology annotation, biological process: cytoplasmic microtubule organization. Bases 132 to 437 code for a protein of 101 amino acids. The record is from RefSeq and is a predicted model, not a curated record.